AUGUAGAUCACCAGCCUCGUCACUAGGAAGGAUGAACAGAUAUUUGAUUUGGUAAAAGAACCCCAAGACAGCCUCAUUUCUGGGCCUCCUUCCACCCUGGAGCAAAUGCCAGUUCAUAAUGAGACUUUCUUUGGACACCAGACUUUCCCCUGAAAAGAAACUUGAUUUAAAUCUGUGCAUUGCCAAGGGCAAGAAGCAGAGAACAUGGAUCGAGAGAAGUUUCAGCAGAAGGCUCUGAAGCAAACUAAGCAGAAGAAAUCCAAGUCGGCUGAAUUUCUGAUGGUUAAAGAAGAUGGAGGAGCUCUGGAAGGCACUGGAAAUCCAGCUUUUAACAUGAGCAGCCCAGAUCUCUCAGCCCAAGAGGCUUCAGAAAAGAAAGUUAUUAGACAUGACACGCGGGAUCGCACCCUUGCAGCUCACCAACAAAAAUGCAGGCUGCAAGCCUCUGCUGAACCAAAAGGAAAUGAAUACAGCAGAAAUUACUUUGACCCACUGAUGGAUGAGGAAAUAAACCCAAGGCAGUGUGGGAUGGAGGUCAGCCAAGAGGUUGAUAAAAGAAUUCUAUAUGAUCAGUUGGUGAAGUUGUUUCAUGAGGUUAUUGAGCUCAUGACAGUGACAAAUAGUACUCAGAGCCAUGAGAGCACCGUGGAGGGGACUCUGAGUUCUGCAGACCCGGCGCGUUCCAGAAAGAGUCUUGAACACUGCAAAAAGGACAGUGAAGCCAUCUCUGCCGACAGUGAGGAGAUUGAAAGAAACACUCAGGAAAAUGUAAUUCUGCCAGAAAGUUCUUCGCUGGAACAGGUUGAGCAGAGUCAGUCACCUCAGCCUCUUCAGAUACAGAUGAAGUGCAUCAGGGGUCUCAAGAACAAGGUGCCCCAAGGCUCCUACUUCCUCAAAGUGUCCCUGCUCGGUCAACCAGGCGGUCGUGUCUUGCAAUGGUACCUGGAGGAGCAGCUGAAGACCAGGACACACCCAGUGAAUCACGGUGGAAACUUUUAUGACGUGGGAUUGUUUCUCCAUGAAAGCCUUUAUGUGGUACUCCCGCCUAAGAAGGAUGUGAAACUUGGCAUGGCUUUCUUGUUUGAACUCUUUCUUCUUCGUGGGAAAUAUACUUAUCUCCACCAGGUCGUGGGCUGGGCAACCUUCCCUUUGUAUGAUAGCAGUAUGGAUGUGGUGGAAGGAAAAUUCAAGUGUCCGCUUCUCCGAGGACGUUAUGAUCAGAAAGUUGACAGCUUCAAGAAAACUGAAGAUCUGAUUUGCUUGGACCUGGACCACUGGCUGUGCAAUCUCUAUUUUCAGGUAAUUAAACUUCCUCUACAUUUGAAUGAUCAAAAAAACCACAAAAGGCAUAUUCAGCUUCCCCCAGAGUUUCCAGAUUGUUUAAUGGCUGAAGCAGAAUCAAGUGUGGAUAAUACAGAGAAAAAGAGUUGUUCCUCAAGGAGUGAUGGAGUGAAAUCCUUCUCACACUCAUCUCAAGGGUUUGGUCUUCUGGCCACGAGGCAAACUUUCUAUCUGCUCCUCGGUAAUUUUUUUCCCAUUUACUUCAUUUCAUUUCAUUCUUUGAAGGAAAAACCAACUGCUUGGAAAACUGGAGAAACUGAAGACUAUUCACAAGAUGCAUCUUAUUUGGAGGAGCUGGAAAAACACAGAUUUUCAGUUUGCCGUUCCUCAGCUGCCGCUAACGCCACAUCUGGAGAAUUCUUCAAGCAUCUCUGUUUUGUGCUGGUGUCAGUGUUUUCCGAACUUGAGUUCGCUCAAUGGCAAAGCCAGGGCUUCUGGUACAUCAUCCUGCUGAUGGCUUCUCUCUGGUUCCUGAGGCUCUACCUGCAUUAUCUCAGCCAGUGGUUUUUCCUCCAGGCCACUUCAACUCCUGUUACAAAAUUCCGUUUUUCCCCCCUCACGGUGGAACUCUGCUACCCAGCCUCUUCCCUUCACAUCGCAGAAGAGAUGCUUGUGGUUGUGGUGGGGCCUUUCCUGCUGAACGCAGUGGUACUUCUCUUGGUUCUGGUCAGAUGGGGCUGUCAGCUACUGUUUGCCUUCUGCCCUGAUGUCCUGUCAAAGUUAAUCAUCACCAUGGGACUAUGGGCAGUUCUGGACCCACUGGCUGUAUUUAUUGUGGAUACUGUCCUGGGGCGACUCACACAGAGUGGGGAGACUCCAGUAGCUGAUGCAGCCAAACUGUACUGGAUGUUUGAAAGAACCAUGCAAUCUGGAAUUCUCGGUGUGAUGCUCACGGUGCUACUUUAUGUCCUACUGUUCAUCAUUUCGACUUUGAUUUUAUAUGUGUAUUGUCUCAGAUUGCACAAUGAUUCUUGGAUAUUAGACACAUUUCAGCGCAUCCACAGUGAAGAAAGCAAGUUCUUUAUACCAUAUGAUUUGGAGAUUUCCAAUCAGGAGCUAAGCUAUAUCAUAAAAAGAUCUGAGCAGUGGAGAGGAUUCAAUGGUGAGAGAAGGAAGGUGGCAGUGUAUGAUUAUAUCUGGAAAAAGCAUGGCGUCCAGUCCAGCAUCUCCAGCUGUGACCUCCAACAGCACAAUGAAAUUUCUGUGACGGCACUUGGUCCAGGAGGUAUUACUUCUCAUGUAGCUGUGUACACCGUUUAUCCCAGUGGGUUCCAAGAGCUAUACCGCCAUUUCCUUAGGCUCCCUAGCGGUGCCAUUGUUGAGCCCCCUUACCAUCUUUAUAAUGACCACGCACUAAAGGUUGAUCAGCAUGUGUUUUUGGGAGCUGAGUACAACCCCUUCUACCAGUCAGAUGGCAAAUAA
Messenger RNA from Capra hircus (goat), 2763 nucleotides. RefSeq lists its product as uncharacterized. The transcript has 19 exons. Gene Ontology annotation, cellular component: perinuclear region of cytoplasm. The record is from RefSeq and is a predicted model, not a curated record. NCBI's taxonomy places the organism in Eukaryota, Metazoa, Chordata, Mammalia, Artiodactyla, Bovidae.